GGGGGCGGGGAAGGCCGCGGCGUUGCCGGGCGACGGCGGCGUCGCCGCGGGGAGCGCCGGGCUGCGCUGGCCCCGCUGGCUGCCGCCGCUCCCGGCCGGGCCAGAGCGCUCCUGCAGCCCUUCCAGCGCUGCCCCGGCGCUGGCGCUCGCUGUCAGAAAAAGCUCCACACGGGACAGAUGGGGAACGUGGUUUUAAUCAGCUUUGCCGAGCGCUGAGAGGAGCAGCCGGCGUGAGGUGGGCGGCGGGAUUCCCGACUGUCGCCCAUGUGCGUUUCACUGGCCAGAAGACGUAGAUGUCCCUUGCGACUGAGUCCCUGCAUGGGGCUUUUGAGGAUGAAACGCUACGUAAACUCUUAAAGCACAGCACCUGAGGACAUUGCUACCGACAUGGACAUCAUUAUUUAUUUACGUUUGCUUUAAUCAGGAGGAGCUUUUUUGUAAACAUGAAUUGCCGGGCUCUUUCCUUGAGAUGUCGUUUCUUGUUUCAUGCUAUUGAAACAUUAUUCUUAACUUAUUAUGAUUCCUUUGUGUUGGUCAGCUCUCAGGGACAUUUCCCUAGGCUUGAAAACGUGGGAGCUUUCAAGAACGUGUCAAUCGUGCCAACUCAAGCCACUUGUGGGCUGCCAGACCGAAGUACUUUUUGUCAUAGCUCAGUAGCUGUUCAAAGUAUUAUAUCCUGCACUCAGAGGUUUUGUGUUCAGGAAUGUCCAUAUAGGUCGUCGCCUUCGUCCUACAAACAGCUCCUUUCAGAAGGCCUUGGUGUCUGUAUCACAGAGGAGAAGAGGGACUUGCAUCCAGGGUCCUCCAGCAAUGUUUCCAGUUUUAUUUUUCACAAUCACAAGGAUUGCUUCUCUACUCCCCGUCCUCCAAGGCUCGGAGCUUCAUUUACGUUAACUGUAUGGUUGAAACCUGAGCAAGAAGGUGUAAUGUGUGUGAUAGAAAAAGCUAUUGAUGGGCAGACUGUGUUCAAACUCACAAUCUCUGAGAAAGAGACCAUGUUUUAUUAUCGCACAGUAAAUGGUUUGCAGCCACCAAUAAAAGUAAUGACACUGGGGAGAAUUCUUGUGAAGAAAUGGAUUCAUCUUAGUGUGCAGGUGCAUCACAGCCGAAUUAGUUUCUUCUUGAAUGGCUGGGAAGAUGAUAACACACCUUUUGAUUCAAGGACCCUUAUGGGAGCGGUUGUAGAUCCUGAUGGUGAUGGCACCCUGCAAAUUGGACAAAGCUUCACAGGUUUAGAGCAAUUUGUUGGAAGAAUGCAAGAUUUUCGAUUUUACCCAGUGGCACUUACAAACAGAGACAUUUUGGAAGUAUUCUCUGGAAAAUUCCCUCAUCUUCAUACGCAGUCUGAGUGCCGCUGUCCUGGGAGUCAUCCCCGCGUGCACCCGUUGAUACAGAGGUACUGCAUCCCGAAUGGUGCAGAAGACACCACUAAUGACAGGGUGCUGAGGCUGGAUGCAGAAGCCCACCCUCUCUCCUACAUCAAUGAUAAUGACAUUGGGACCACCUGGAUUUCAUCUGUGUUUGCUAAUACUGCAGGUCUGGAUCGUGGUGCUUCAAUCACAAUAGAUUUACAAAAUGGACAGUAUCAGGUGUUCUAUAUUAUACUACAGUUCUUUAGCCCACUCCCUGAAGCAAUAAAAAUUGAAAGAAAAAAAAGAGAUGAUCUAGAAUGGGAAGACUGGCAAUAUUUUGCUAGGAAUUGCAGUAUUUUUGAAAUGGAGAACAAUGGAUCUCUGGAAAAACCAGACUCUGUCAACUGUCUCCAGAUGCAUAGCUUUACACCGUAUUCUCGUGGUAAUCUAACUUUCAGUGUUCUUACACCGGAACCAAAUCACCGACCUGGUUACAAUGAUUUUUAUAAUACUCCAUCUCUUCAAGAAUUUGUUAAAGCUACACAAGUGAGGAUUCAUCUCCGUGGCCAGUAUCACACUAAUGAACCUUGGGUAAAUUUUAGGCAUAGGUACUAUGGAGUCAAUGAAGUUACAGUCAGUGGAAGGUGUAAUUGCCAUGGCCAUGCUGAUGAUUGUGACACAGCAAUGAAACCAUACAGGUGCCUGUGUGUCAAGGAAAGCUAUACAGAAGGAAAUAAUUGUGAUCGCUGUUUGCCAUUGUACAAUGACAAGCCUUUUCGUCCAGGGGACCAAGUCCAUGCCUACGGUUGCAAACCGUGUCAGUGUUAUGGCCAUGCAGAAAGCUGCCACUACGACUUAGCGAUGGAUCCUUUUCCUCAGGAACACCACCGGGGCGGCGGCGGAGUGUGUGAUAACUGUCAGCACAAAACAGCUGGAAGGAACUGUGAGCUGUGCAAGGAUUUCCAUUACAGACAAGCAGGUGCAGAUCUUUCAGCCAUUGAUGUUUGCAAACCCUGCGACUGUAAUGCAACAGGCACCAAAAAUAAGAGCCUCGAGUGUGAGAAUAUUGGAGGCCAGUGUAAUUGUAAGAGACAUGUGUCUGGCAGACAAUGCAAUCAGUGCCAGGAAGGAUUCUACAAUCUGCAACAGUCAAACCCUGAUGGCUGCAGUCCCUGUAACUGUAAUACCUUUGGGACAGUCAAUGGAGAUAUUACCUGUCACCAAAAUUCAGGACAGUGCAAGUGCAAAGCAAAUGUUAUUGGUCUGAGGUGUGAUAGUUGCAAUUUUGGAUUUAAAGCUCUCAGAUAUUCUAAUGAAGAUGGAUGUGAGCCUUGUUGGUGCAACAGCCACGGCUCAGUGAGCCAAUUCUGCAACCCUCUCUCCGGGCAGUGCAAUUGUAAAGAACGAGUGAAAGGGCUUCUCUGUGACACCUGCAUGGACAACUUUUAUGGGCUGGAUGUGACUGGUUGUAAGCCCUGUGAAUGUGAUGCUGCAGGGUCCAUUUCGGGAACCGUGUGCGAUGCGAGGACGGGGCAAUGUGCGUGCAAACCAAAUAUCGGCGGAAGGCGCUGCGACCAGUGCCUGGAUGGGUACCACAGAGCGCAGAAAGGUGACUCCUUCCUUUGUCUGCCAUGUAACUGCGAGAAGGCAGGGACAGUGAAUGGCUCUCUGCUCUGUGACAAAUCGACAGGACAGUGUCCUUGCAAAGCUGGCGUGACCGGCCUUCAGUGCAGUCAGUGCGUGCUGCAGUCGUACAACCUCAGCGUGAGCAACGCCCGCGGCUGCCAGCCCUGCGACUGUGACACCCUGGGCACCUUGGCAGGGACAGGCUGUGACCACGUUUCUGGGCAGUGUGUCUGUCUGCCUCAGCGCCAGGGGAGAAGGUGUGAUGAGUGUAAACCAGGUUUUUAUUUGUCGGCAUCCAGCGUCACUGGCUGUGUGCCAUGCCUGUGCCACGUAGCUGGUUCUGUGAAUCAGAGCUGUGAUAAACUCACUGGCCAAUGUAGUUGCCAAGAUGCCUCCGUAACAGGACAGACAUGUGAACGUUGCAAAGAACUUUAUUUUGGAUUCGACUCUCUCACAGGGAGAUGUCAGCACUGUAAUUGUCAUCCUGCAGGAGCCAUUAGUGGGACUUGUCAUCUUGUUACUGGACAGUGUGUUUGUAAACAAUUUGCAACUGGCUUGAAAUGUGACAACUGUGUUCCUGACGCCAGUAAUUUGGAUGUCCACAACCUCUUUGGCUGCAGUAAAACUCCUUUACAGCAACCUCCUCCUACAGGAGAAGUUUUCAAUUCCUCUGUUAUCAAUCUUUCAUGGAGUUCCCCUGACUCUCCAAAUUCUAACAGGCUUAUUUACCAGCUGUAUAGGGAUGAGGAAGAAAUUUACACAACUGAAGACUACCAUCCUUAUAGUGUUCAGACCUUCACUGAUACCAUGUUAGCUCCAUAUACCUUCUACUCCUAUUAUAUCCAAGCCAGCAACGUUCAUGGUUUUACAAGAAGUGACUCAGUGACAUACAGAACAAAAUCUGGGACACCUAUAGGAAACUUGGAUUUAAAUCCUGUCUUUCCUGUUAGUCACCACUCUGUUUUACUUUACUGGACAAGUGUCUCCAAUGACUCUGGGCCCAUAGAGAAAUACAUUUUGACUUGUACUAGCUUGGUUGAUCUGCAGCCCUGCAGUCAGUAUGAAGGCUUAAAGACUUCAGCAAUUAUUUGGAACCUCAUUCCAUUUACAAAGUAUGUUUUUUCUGUGCAAGCUUGUACUAGUGGAGGCUGCAUAAAGAGCCAGCCAGUGACCGUAGUUACUGCACAGGCUCCUCCAGAAGGGCUGCACGCACCGACUGUAGAAACCAUCAGCUCUACGGAACUGGCUGUGGAAUGGUCACCGCCUGAGAAACCAAACGGCAUAAUUAUAAGAUAUGAACUUUACAUGAGGAAAAAAUUAAAAUCAGCUGGGAACUUUCUUCCUCCUGAAAUUCGUAUUUUCCAAAGCAGUGGAUGGCUCAGUCCUCAACCAGUUGUGGAAUCUCAGAAUGAAAAUGCCUUGGCUCCACCACAGACCAGUACCACAGUCGUUGAUCUGGAGCCGUUCACAGAGUAUGAAUUUUAUGUACUGGCAGUAAACAUGGCAGGGAGCGUAUCUUCAGAUUGGAUAUCAGGACGAACAGGAGAGGCUGCCCCAGCGUUCAUGCCAUCUCCAUCAGUAUUCCCUCUUUCACCAUAUUCCCUUAAUGUAUCAUGGGAAAAACCUGAAGAUAAUAUAUCCAGAGGAGAAGUGAUGGGGUAUAGCAUCAGCUUGAUGACUGAACAAAGGUCUUUGCCACCAUUUUCCCAGGUUUUGCAUAUAGCUGAGGCUCACGAGCUCUCCUACAUAGCAACGGGAUUAAAACCUUACAGGACAUACAACUUUACUGUUACUCUCUGCAAUCAAAUUGGUUGUGUAACCAGUGAGCCAGGCAUGGGGCAAACCUUGGCAGCUGCUCCAAGAAAACUUAGUGCCCCUCUUGUCAAAGGAAUAAACAGCACAACAGUAAAGAUAAUUUGGAAUGAACCUGAAGAGCUUAAUGGGCCUUCUCCCAUCUACCAGGUGGAAAGGAUGGAUUCAUCUUUAGCUACAAUGAAUAUAGAAGUAACAAAAGGAAUCCGUUUCCCAGGAAAUGGGUAUUACAGGUUUGCAAGUUCCACUCUCCCCACCAAUACCUACUAUACAGGUAUUAAAGUGAGAUUUAGAACGCAGGAGCCCGAUGGUUUGAUUUUUUUCUCCGCAUCACCUGGCAGUCAGGAGGAGUACAUCGCACUGCAGCUGAGGAGUGGGCGUCCCUACUUUCUUUUUGAUCCACAGGGAUCUGCAGUAGCAGUCACUCCGACUAAUGAUGGUGGAAAAGUGUAUAAUGAUAACAGUUGGCACCACAUAAUUGCUACAAGAAUUCAAGCACUGGGAAACAUCACAGUGGAUGGGCAGUACACAGGUUCUUCCUUAGCAACUAGUGGCAGUACCAUUAUUGGAGAGAACACAGGAGUUUUUGUUGGAGGACUUCCACAGGAUUAUACUAUUGUAAGAAAGGAUGAAGGGAUGAAGAAGAUAGUCCAGAAAGGAUUUGUCGGGUGCCUCAGUGACAUAUUUCUGAAAAAAGUGCAUACUCCUGAUGAAAACUGGGAAUCUUUGAACUGGCAGAAUGCUGAAGAGCAAAACAAUGUCUAUCAUGCUUGGGAAGGAUGCCCCAUUGGGCUCUCAAAAGGGGCCCAUUUUCUUGGCAGAGGGUUCCUGGAGCUGCAUUCAGGUGUUUUCAGUGGUGGACUGGAAUUUGAGAUCUCAUUCAAAUUCAGAACAGAUCAACUGAAUGGAUUACUUUUGUUUGUUUACAAUAAAGAUGGCCCAGAUUACCUUGCAAUUGAGCUGAAAAGUGGAAUAUUAAACAUAUUCUUAAGAACUGGCAUUGUCUUUGCCCAAGUGGACCUCUGGCUGGGGCUGUCUUACUGUGAUGGAAAGUGGAAUGAAGUCACCGUGAGCAAGGAGGGCUCUGUGAUUUCAGCCACUAUGAAUGAACUGCGAGAGCAGGCGCUCGAACCCCGUGCUCAGCAGCUGAAAGUAAACUCGCCUGUCUACAUAGGAGGAAUCCCACCUGGCAUUCAGAGUCUUUAUAGAGAGCUGGGGUUAGAACAAGGUUUCGGUGGUUGCAUGAAGGAUGUUAAAUUUACACGAGGUGCUGUCGUUAACUUGGCAUCUGUGUCCAGCAGUGCUGUCAGAGUCAAUCUGGAUGGAUGCCUAUCAACUGACAGUGCUGUUAACUGCAGGGGAAAUGACUCCAUCCUUGUGUACCGAGGAAAAGAGCAGAGUGUUUAUGAGACUGCUCUACAACCAUUUACAGAAUACCUCUAUAGGGUGGUUGCCUUAAAUGAAGGAGGAUCAGUAUCUAGUGCGUGGACCCACGUUCGAACAAGAGAAUCAGUUCCACAAAAUGUGCCAACUCCCUCAAGAGUUCACAGUAUAAAUGGUUACAGCAUUGAGGUCACCUGGGACAAACCAGCUGGGGUCAUAGGUGUAAUUGAGAAGUACAUUUUGAAAGCAUAUGAAGCGGAUGGUCCCACUGUACCCAUCACCAGUGCUGAGCUUACUGACGCUGGUAUGCUCACAGGCGUAUUGAGGGGCUUGCAUCCCUUCACAAACUAUGCUGUAACCCUAACUGCUUGCACUUUGGCUGGCUGUACUGAGAGCUUGCAUGCAUUGAACAUCUCCACUCCACAAGAAGCCCCUGAAGAUGUGCAAUCACCCACAGCAAUAUCCUUUCCCACGUUCCUGCUGAUGAGUUGGAGUCCGCCCAAAACCCCAAAUGGUAUUAUUACACAAUAUACCUUAUACAUGAAUGGGACACCAAUUUACUCUGGAAAUGGAACUAAGUAUGUUUUAAAAGAUUUGGCAGUUUUCACUCCGCACCGGUUCGUGCUCACGGCGUGCACGCUCGCUGGCUGCACAAACAGUUCCGGGGUCACCUUGCACACGGCACAGCUGCCACCAUCCCACGUGGAUGCCCCAGUCCUGACCGUUUUGGAUUCUAGAACAAUACACGUACAAUGGAAAGAACCAGUAGAAAUAAAUGGAAUCCUAGAUCGCUAUAUAAUUUAUAUGGCCACCAAUGAGCAGAAUUUUACAAAGUGGAAUGUAAUCUAUAACAGCACAGAACUUUUUCUGGAUUUUACUAUUCCGCAGCUUUUCCCGGGUACUGAAUACCUCAUAAAACUAGCUGCUUGCACUGGAGGUGGGUGUUCAGUAAGCGAGGCCAGCGUGGCUGUUACAGAUGAGAGUACACCAGAAGGGGUUCCUGCUCCAAAAGCCCAGUCGUACGCAUCUGACUCCUUUAACAUCUCAUGGACUAAGCCUGAGUAUCCGAAUGGUAUUAUUACUAGCUAUGGAUUGUACAUGGAUGGUAUUCUGCUGCAAAAUUCAUCACAGCUAAGUUGUUAUGCUCAUGGGCUUGCUCCUUGGAGUCUGCAUUCCUUCAGAGUCCAGGCAUGUACUGCAAAAGGUUGUGCUUUAGGUCCACUGGUAGAAGCUCGGACCAUGGAAGCUGCCCCUGAGGGAAUGGUUGAGGUAUUUACGACUGUUGAUGGGUCUAAAGAAGUUCAAUUAAAAUGGCUUGCCCCAAAUAAAGCAAAUGGAAAACUCACCUACACAGUCCUUGUCACUGGUCUCUUCUAUGCUGAUCAAGAUAAUGCUAAUUAUUCUAUUGUAAAUGAUACUCGGAUGUUGUUCAGCAGCAAGGAAUUCAAUGUAUGGGUGCCCAUUAAAGGACUGAUCCCAUUUUCUAACUACACAGUACAAGUGAACGCGUCCAACAGCCAGGGCAGCUUGAUAAGUGAUGCUAUAACCAUAGUCAUGCCUCCAGGAGCUCCAGAUGGCGUGAUGCCUCCAAGGCUUUCAUCUGCCACUCCGACCAGUCUUCAGGUUGUCUGGUCUACACCAGUUCGCAACAACGCCCCAGGCUCGCCCAGCUACCGACUCCAGAUGCGGCGGAGGCGUUCUGCUGGUGACAUUUUAGAUUUGCUUCCCAACCCUACUGCUUCUUUACGGCACAGGGUCGGAGACCUGCAGCCCUACACUGAGUAUGAGAUGAGGGUGGUUGCCUCCAAUGGUUAUGGAAAUGCUUAUAGCAACUGGACUUCAAUGACUACAGCAGAGGACAAGCCUGGGCCUUUAGAUCCACCCCUUCUACUGGAUGUUAAAGCAAGGGCAGCAAGCAUCACCUGGCAGCAUCCUUUAAAGCCAAAUGGCAUUAUCACACAUUAUAAUAUUUACCAAAAUGGCCAACUGCAUGCUACAGUGCCAGGAACUACAUCUAACUGCACUGUAGAAGACUUGCAUCCUUACACUCUCUAUGUGUUUCAAGUAGAGGGAUGCACUUCUAAAGGAUGCUCUCUUUCACCCACAACCCCAGAAAUACAGACUCUUCCAGAUGCCCCUGAGGAUAUUCCUGCUCCAGAACUUUAUUCAGACACUCCAACUUCUGUGGUCAUAUCCUGGCAACCCCCUGCUCGCCCCAAUGGUUUGGUGGAAAACAUUACAAUAGAGAGGAGGGUGAAAGGAACAGAGCAAAUCUCAACUGUGGUGUGUCUCCCCUUCAGUCAGUCCAUGAGCUACAUUGACCAGAGCACAGCUCUGAGCCCCUGGCAGAAAUUUGAGUACCGAGUGCUGAUGAGCACCCUGCACGGGAGCACCAACAGCAGUGCCUGGGCAGAAGUUACCACCAGACCUUCGAGACCUGCCGGUGUUCAGCCUCCCGAGGCGGAAGCGUUGGGACCCUACUCAGUCCAGGUCUCCUGGAAGCCUCCUCUGAUUCCGAACGGAGAAAUCCUCAACUAUGAGAUCCGCAUGCCUGACCCGCGCAUUGUCAUGGCUGGGAGCCCCUCGGCCAGGCUGAGCCAUCUGGUGACCAACCUGGUCCCCUACACCAACUACUCGGUCACGGUGAUAGCCUGUACUGGAGGGGACGGCUUUCUAGGAGGCUGCACCGAGAGUCUGCCCACGAGAGUGACCACACCCUCGACAGUUCCUCAGAGUGUCAGUCCCUUGUCCGUGACGCCAAUCAGCGAAUCCUUUAUUGCCAUCUCUUGGCAACCACCGCUAAGGCCCAAUGGUCCCCAUCUGAGAUAUGAGCUCCUGAGACGUAAAAUCCAGCAACCACUUGCAUCAAAUCCCCCUGAAGAUUUAAAUCUGUGGCACAAUAUUUACUCAGGAACUCAGUGGUUUUAUGAAGAUAAGGGUCUUAGCAGGUACACAACGUACGAGUACAAGCUCAUAGUGCACAACGAGGUAGGAUAUACAUCAAGUGAAGAAGUGAUAGCCACUACAUUGGCAGGAUUACCAGAGAAAGGAAGUGUCCUCGCUGCACGUGCUGUUAAUCACACUGCCGUGGAAGUGGAAUGGUCAAAACCAACACUGCAGGAUUUGCAAGGAGAUGUUGUUUACUACACCCUCUUCUUGAAUUCUACUGAUGAGAUAAGAUCUCUGAGGAUCCAGGCUGAUGUAAACUCUGUAGUCAUAGAUGAUUUGCAGCCCAACACAGAGUACCAGAUAUUUUCUCAAGUUUUUAAUGGAGUCCACAGCAUCAACAGUGAAGUUGUGCAUGUGACUACCUCAGAUGGAGAGCCUGAGGGCAUGUUCCCUCCAGAGGUUGUCAUCAUCAACAGUACAGCUGUACGUGUCAUCUGGACAUCGCCUUCAAACCCGAAUGGUGUUGUCACGGGGUACUCUGUCUAUGUAAAUAACCAGCAGUACAAGACUGGAAUGAGCCAGCCGGGAUCCUUCCUCCUGGCAGAUUUGUCUCCCUUCACCGUGUAUGAUAUACAGAUUGAAGCCUGCACAGUGUACGCCUGCGUGAGGAGCAAUGGGACCCAGAUCACCACCGUGGAAGAUGAGCCAAAGCAGCUGUCACCACCCAUUAUUCACAUAAUUGGCUCAAGAUCUCUUCAAAUCAACUGGGCAUCGCCAGGACAGCCAAAUGGCAUUAUCCUGGGAUAUGAACUCCUACGUAAAGCGUGGCAGAAGUGUACUUCAUCCAAAACUCCAAGGAGCAGAAAAAGUAAUAGAAUGUGCAUCUCAUUAGAAUGUAAGAAGGAUGAAAAUAUCUGUGGAGAAGUGUGCUAUCACCCAGAGUUGGAGGUAUGUUGUAAUGGGAUUCUGCACAACAAUAAACCUGGCUUCCAAUGCUGUGAGGACAAGUACAUUCCAUUUAUUCUUAAUUCACCAGGGGUUUGCUGUGGUGGGCAGAUACAUGCUGUGCAACCAAAGCAUCAGUGCUGUGGUGGUUAUUACACCAGAGUUUUAGUAGGAGAAGUAUGCUGCCCCAAUGAAGAGGAAAACAGAGUUUCAGUUGGAAUUGGUGAUUCCUGCUGCCAGGGAAUGCCUUACUCCACAUCGGGCAAUCAAAUCUGCUGUGGAGGAUCCCUGCAUGACAGCUUCAACCAGCAGUGCUGUGGUGGCAGGGUCAUCAGCAUGGACUCGGUCUGCUGUGGUGAUGAAAAGGAGGGGACAGCAUACAGACCUCUCACAGGGAUGUUCUGUUGUGGGCAAGAGUACGUGAAUAAGUCAGAUACCAUAUGCUGCUCAGGUUCCAGUGGUGAGUCCCUAGCACAUGUUAGAAAGAAUGACCAAGUGCCAGUAAAAUGCUGUGAGACUGAACUUAUUCCAAAGAGCGAAGAAUGCUGUAAUGGAGUUGGAUAUAAUCCUUUGAAAUAUGUUUGCUCUGACAAGAUUUCAGCUGGAAUGAUGAUGAAGGUAAAAGAAGAAUGCAGGGCUAAUGUCCUUUGCCCUUUAUCCAAGGAGGAAACAGCCCAUUGUGGAAAGUGUGACUUUGAUCCUCAGGAGAAUAUCUGUGCGUGGAUAAAAGGUUCACAGGGUACUACAGAAACAGAGGUAGAAGCAGGUGCAGGUGUGUGUCCAGCAGAAGAGGAGACUGUCUACACAGGAGGUCCAACACAGUAUUCCUUUACAGAUGUGAACCUUAAACCUUUUGUCACGUAUGAGUACAGGGUGGCUGCUUGGAAUAGCUAUGGAAGAGGUUUCAGUGAAAUUAGCAGAGCUGUCACUAAGCAAGAUGUGCCACAGGGUGUAAGUCCACCAAAAUGGGCCAAAGUAGAUAAUCGUGAAGACAUGAUACUUCUCAACUGGGAGGAGCCACUGCAACCAAAUGGUGUUAUUAUCCACUACAUCAUCCUCCGAAACGGCAUUGAGCAUUUCAGAGGAAGGGAAAUGAGCUUCACAGACACCAGUGGGGUCCAGCCAUACCAAGAGUAUUCCUACCAGCUGCGAGCCUGCACUGUUGCUGGUUGCACGGACAGCAGCAAGGUAGUUGCAGUCACUGUCCAAGGAGUCCCCGAGAGUGUUCAGCCGCCAGAAGUCAGUGCUCUGAACUCCACAGCAUUGCAUCUGAGCUGGGCUGCACCCAAGAAACCCAACGGGAUCAUCAGAGAGUACCACAUCAGCCAGCUGGGGAGAGGACUUAUCUACAUUGAUGCUGCAGGCAGAAUGCAGCACACAGUGUCGGGUCUGCAGCCAUACACUAAUUACAGCUUUGUGCUUAUUGCAUGCACAUCUGCUGGGUGUGCUUCCAGCCAACCACACUCAGGUCAAACUUUACAAGCUGCUCCUCAUGGGGUAUGGCCAAAACCUCAUCAUAUCAUAGUCAGCUCAACAGAAGUGGAAAUGUACUGGAGUGAACCAAAGGAACCCAAUGGACUCAUUACUCAUUAUCGAUUAUUCCGUGAUGGAGAGCAGAUUUUCCUGGGUGGCAGUGCAGACCUGAAUUUCACAGAUGUUAACCUGCAGCCUAACAGUAGAUAUGUUUACCAGCUGGAAGCCAGCACUUGGGGUGGCAGCAACACCAGUGAUAAAUAUGUUAUACAAACACCAGUAGGAACACCAGAGAAAAUUCAUGUCCCAUAUAAUGUCACAGUAAUUGAUGCAUAUUCUAUAUUUCUAGCUUGGAACGUGCCAGGGAUAUUCAUUGUCAAUGUGCCUUUGGAAUACAACAUCCUACUAAAUGCAAGCAGCCCCACUCUGCUGGUGAAGCCGGUAGGACGUGCACAUUUUGCCUUUGUUGAUGGCCUGGAUCCCUACACCCUGUAUGAGAUAAGAAUACAAGCAUGCCAGAGUGGUGGGUGUGGAGUGGGUGGUCAGACAUACUCAAGAACUGCUGAAGCACCUCCCAGAGAACUGAGCCCACCUGUUGUAAAAGCAAUUGGACCUUCACUCAUAGAAGUGAAAUGGGCACCACCCAGGAAACCAAAUGGCAUUAUUACUAACUACUUUAUCUACAGACGUCCCGUGGGCAGUCAAGAAGAGCUGCUUUUGUUCAUCUGGACUGAGGGACCUUUGGAAUUCAUUGAUGCAUCCGAUGCUCUCCAGCCUUUCACUCUCUACGAGUAUCGUGCCAGAUCUCAGAAUUCCGUGGGGUCUGUGGACAGCCUGUGGGCUUCAGCCCAGACUCUGGAGGCUUCCCCGUGGGGCAUGGGAGCCCCGUGGGCACAAGCCACGGGCGCGUACUCGGUGCAGUUGAACUGGACGCAGCCGGUGUCCCCCAACGGUGUCAUAUCUCUGUACCGAGUGGUCUACCAAGAAAAACACAGCGACCCCACGUUCAGCACCCCAGCGGUCACAGCACUCACCGUAAUGGGAACAAAGCAUCAGGCUCAUUUAUUUGGAUUGAAACCUUUCACAACAUAUCAUAUUCAUGUCGUAGCUGUAAACAACGCCGGGCAGGUUUCAAGCCCCUGGACAUCUGUGCGCACUUUGGAAGCUUCACCCAGUGGCCUGAGCAACUUCACUGUGGAAAAGAAAGAAAAUGGCAGGGCUCUGCUGCUAAAAUGGUCAGAGCCCUCCCAACCCAAUGGCGUGAUUAAGACCUACAAUGUUUUCAGCGAUGACCACCUGGAGUACAGCGGUUUGUCUCGCCAGUUCCUCUUCCGGCGCCUCGAGCCGUACACGCUGUACACGCUCGUGCUGGAGGCGUGCAACGCAGCAGGCUGCACUCGCUCUCCACCACAGCCAGUGUGGACAGAUGAAGCUCCCCCAGCGUCCCAGAUGGCACCUGUAAUCCAGGCAGUGAACGCCACCAACGUUGAGCUGAGCUGGUUGCAGCCAAUUAACCCGAAUGGAAAAAUAAUUCGCUAUGAAGUUAUUCACAGACACACAGAAGAGACCGUUGCAGGGCACAGAGCAACAACAGAAGAUGAGAAAAUUGUCUUCACAGAAUAUAACACUGAAAGCAAUACAUUCACCUAUAAUGAUAAAAAUUUACAGCCGUGGACAAGGUAUGAAUAUAAAAUACGCACCUGGAAUGCAGCAGGCUAUGUUGACAGCUCCUGGACAGUGGCAAAGACAAGUCAAACUUCCCCAAAAAGCCUUGCUGCCCCCAGUUUAUCCGUGGUGUCAGCCAACCCCCAUAAGGUGCUCAUAUCCUGGACACCCCCAGCACAGCCCAAUGGCAUCCUCCAGUCGUACAGGCUGCUGAAGAAUGACGUUCUCUACCCUUUCAGCUUUGAUGCUGCUACUCUCAGCUACGUGGACGAGGACUUGCUGCCCUACACGGUGUACAUCUAUGCAGUGGUUGCCUGUACCAUGGGGGGCUGCUCUACCAGUGAGCCGGCUGCAAUACGGACCCUGGAAGCUGCUCCUGCUCGGGUGGACCCCCCAUCCCUGCGGGCUGUCAGUGCCACUCAAAUCAGUGCAUCCUGGGCACCUCCCCAGAUACAAAAUGGGGAUAUCACCAAGUACAUAUUGAAAUUAGGCAACGAAGAGUAUUAUCCUGGCAACCAUUUGCAAAUGCUGGUCUCUAACCUGCAGCCUUACACGCAGUACGAUUUUGCACUGGUCGCCUGUACGGCUGGGGGCUGCACCUCUAGCACAUCCCAGUCUGUGAUGACCAUGGAGGCUCCACCAUUAAACAUGGAAGCUCCCAGGCUGCUGGUCAUGGGCUCGGAGUCAAUUGAAAUCACAUGGAAACUCCCAGAUAAGCCAAAUGGCAAAAUCACGAGCUACGACCUAAGGAGGGAUGGUGUACUUGUUUACUCCGGUCUGGAAACUCGGUAUCUUGAUUUCACCCUAAUGCCAGGCAUGGAGUACAGCUACACUGUCACAGCAAACAACAGCCAGGGCAGUGUCACCAGCCCCUCAGCUCAGAUAAAAACCAACCCCUCUGCUCCAUCUGGGAUGCUGCCUCCUAGGCUGCAGGCGUGGUCUUCCAGUGAGAUUUUGGUGGCCUGGGAUCCUCCUAUCAAAGUAAAUGGUGACAUUAGAAACUACACAGUCUCAAUCCACAAGCCUGGUGAAACAGAAAAGAAGACUUUUGACUUUGAUGAAUCUCAUGUUUCCUUUCUGAGACGGUCAUACAUAGUGGCACAGCUACAGCCCUACAGCAGGUACGAGGUCCAGCUGCGGGCCUGCACGGAGCUGGGCUGUGCCUCCAGCGAGUGGGCCUGGGCGCGGACCCUGGAGGCGCCGCCGGCAGCGCAGCCGGCCCCGCUCAUCGAGGUACAAACAGCCGGCGGCUUCCAGUCCACCGCCUCCGUCCUGUGGGCCGGCCCCAAGCAGCCCAACGGGAGGAUCCUGUACUACGAGCUUUACAGGAGGCGAACAACCCAAGCCCACAUAAAUCUGGACCUCUCACUCGUUUACAAUGGUUCUUCCACCUCCUUCAAAGAUGACAAGUUGCUGCCUUACACUGAGUACGAGUAUCAGGUGUGGUCGGUAAACUCCGUGGGCCGGACGCCAAGCAGCUGGUCCCGCUGCCGGACAGGCCCUGCCCCUCCCGAGGGCCUGGGAGCUCCCCUCUUCAACACUGUGGCGUCCACUGUGGCUGUGGUGAGCAUCAGCCCCCCUCUUAAGCCUAACGGGGUGGUCAGUAUCUACAGGCUGUUUUCUAAUGAUACCAGAGGGACUGAUGUGGUGCUGUCAGAAGGGACUGCCACCCAGCAGACAAUACAUGGGCUAAAACCCUUCACCACGUACUCCAUUGGUGUGGAGGCCUGCACCUGUUUCAACUGCUGCAGCAAAGGGCCCAUGGCUGAGUUCACCACGCAGCCGGCCCCGCCCUCAGAGCAGCCUCCGCCGCAGAUCCGCACCGUCACCUCCAGGAACGCCUCCUUCCAGUGGAGUGCCCCCCAGUCACCCAACGGCAUUGUCACCAGCUACGAGCUCCACGUGUACGUGGCUUGUCCUCCAAACCUGCAGCCAGCGGCGAAGGCUUGCAGUCCUGGCCCAACUGAGGUGAAGUACACAGGGAAAGGGCAGAGUGCCAACGUGUCCAACCUGGAGCCUUACACGACGUACAACCUGCGAGUUGUGUCCUACAACUCUGUUGGCAGUAGCGCCUCCGAAUGGAUCGGAUUCACUACGGAAAAGGAGCCACCCCGGUACAUGGCUCCGUUCUCCGUGGUCAGCAACCUGUCCACCAUCCACAUCGACUGGAGCCGCACCUUCGUGCUGAACGGGCGCCUCAAGGAGUACGCGCUGACGGAGAGCGGGCGGCGCAUCUACAGCGGCUUCGACACCGAGCUCUACUUGCCAAGGACGUCCGACAAAACCUUUUUGUUUCAAGUGACCUGUGUCACCGAUGAAGGGAGUGCUACUACACCAGUCAUCAAGUACAAUGCUGGAGAGGGAGUAGGUCUGAUCUUGACAACACCUGGAGAGAAGGACAAAGCGGAGUCCAAACGUGCAAAAUUCUACAACGAGUUGUGGUUUGCAGUGCUGAUGGUAGUUCUGGGUUUGAUCCUCUUGGCCAUUCUUCUCUCCUUAAUUCUUCAGAGGAAGGUCCACAAGCAACCCUAUGCACGAGACAGGCCUCCUUUAGUUCCACUCCAGAAAAGAACAUCACCAAUGAGUGUGUAUUCAUCAGGGGAAACCCAUCCGUUUGAAACUAUUGCUGACACAUCCGAUUCAUCAAGCAGCGUCACUCUCAAAAGAUACACAACGCACUUUGAGGGACUAGCAGAUACGAAAAUCCCAGGGUCUGGUUCUCCCACGAGCAACCGCAGCUUCCGCGGGGGGAGGAGGCCGAGCCAGGGCCAGCUGAGCCGCACGUAUUCCCCCGCCUCUCUGCAUCGCAGUGUCAGCCAGCUGCUCAACCUCUACGACAAGAAGACUUUCGACGAGUCACCUUGGGAUGCCAUCAUUCACAACCACCGCUCUGCUGGCCGUGGCUUGUAUGUAGAUGAAGAAGAUCUUGUUAAUGUCAUCAAAGGCUUCAGCACUGUCACCAAAGAGCACACCACAUUCACUGACACCCACCUCUGAAGAACAAAAUCAGCUUGUCUAGAAAAUGGAAGUGGGUUACUUGCCAAAAGCAGCCUGCACGGCCUUUGCAGGCAGGGAUAGGGCUGCUGUUUCCCCACCCCAUGCCCUGGAGUUAAUAGAUAAAGCUGGUUUUUGGGAGAGGAUGUGGUGUAGGCGGGGUAAGUUGGCCUUUUUUUCAACAUCCCUUUCACUGUACAGUAAAAACUGUGUGCUAGCACUGACACCUCAGAAAGGUAAGAGAAUAGUUUGAAAAUCUCUCAGUCAUACAGUAGUAAAAGACUGUGAAGGUAGAGGCUCUCAUCUUUGUCUCUCAUCCAGCUUUCCCAGCUGAGGAGGGUUGUAGGGGUGAGGGAGGGAGGGGGGCAACAUGUUUGGUAAGGAAAAGUCUUUUACAUGUCCAAAAAAACCAGCAUGUGGCUAAAAGGGGCCUGCAUGGCAGGGUGUUUUCUCCUGGCCUGACAAAGCUCCACCACAAAAUUGUGUUCAUGCAUAGGUGAAUAAACAGCACUGAAGGAAUUCUUACAAAGUUGUUGUAGCCUUUGUGUUCUCUCCCUCUUCCCCACCCUCUUGGUUCAAGUUAAAAAACCCAACCAAACAGGUCAUAAUUAAAUGCUGAACUCCACGCAUACUUUUUCACUUGCUGUCACAUCCUUCCUUUCUGCUUAUGUAUUACUAAUCCACAGGCAAUAAAAUUUGUUCACCAUCCACAGUAAACUAGGUGCAAACAGCAAGCAGCCAGUGUGACACAGGUAUGAAAUACCAUGUCAAGGCACUUGUAAUUGAGAAUUAUUACACCAUGACAGUAAACCUAUUCCCAUAUUCAUCUCUGUCCUUUUUCCAGAGAAAGUGACAAGGAAGCCCUCAAGAGACUGCCAGUUCUGUGUAUUCUGCCAAGCAUAUUUUUAUGCGUUCUCUCAGUCACAAUCAGCAAAAUCCAUCAUCUGAUACUACACAUUUUCAGAAAGUACAAGCAACACUCCUCUGGCAAUUUAUUUGGACUAAGAGGCAAAAAUCAUGUGCUAUUUUGGAUAGCUUCCUCCUUAACCUGCACAAAACAUUUCGGAUAUCAGACAGCAGAGCAAGGAUCCCAUUCACAAAACAAGACUACAGAGGCAGCUCUGUAAAUUAGCCAAAAUCCACCCCAGACAGCAGCGCUGUAGAGCAAUGUGCGGCUGCAUCUAAAGGGCAUCCUCUGCUCAGCAACCAAGUUUUCCUUUAGCACCGUCCCUUUCCCCAAAACAAAAAUAAUCACAACAUAUCACAUGCCUGACCACAUUUACGCAAGAAUGCACAACAAUAUUUUGCACCAAGUACCGUACUACAUUUUGGAGCAUUACAUAAAGCCACACAUUGAUGUGGACAACCCUUCAAAGCUUUGGCAGCAGCUAGGUACUUUCUCAUAACCUUACAAGUUUUAUUCUGGUCUCAGAACAAAAUCCCACUCAAGAAACAAC
Molecule: messenger RNA, 17596 nt
Organism: Prinia subflava (tawny-flanked prinia)
Lineage: Eukaryota; Metazoa; Chordata; Aves; Passeriformes; Cisticolidae
Gene: USH2A
Product: usherin
Exons: 73
Coding region: 444-16142 (5232 amino acids)
Molecular function (GO): protein binding
Source: RefSeq, a predicted model, not a curated record